Macrobrachium nipponense is the source of this 909-nucleotide messenger RNA. RefSeq names its product craniofacial development protein 2-like. The record is from RefSeq and is a predicted model, not a curated record. Lineage: Eukaryota; Metazoa; Arthropoda; Malacostraca; Decapoda; Palaemonidae. Bases 1 to 909 code for a protein of 302 amino acids. Gene Ontology annotation, molecular function: catalytic activity. Gene Ontology annotation, biological process: chromatin remodeling. Gene Ontology annotation, cellular component: nucleus. The transcript has a single exon.
AUGAAUGAACGAACACUACUAGAGGAAAAUGAAAACAGACCCGAACGCAGAACUGCCUUUGUUGCUAGGGAGCUCCAUAGACUUAAUUUAGAUAUAGUGGCACUUUCUGAGACUCGUAUCGCCGGUGAGGGACAACUGUGUGAAGAAGGUGGUGGCUACACAUUCUUCUGGAAGGGACAGGAACCUAAAACACCAAGAAAGCAUGGUGUAGGUUUUGCUGUAAAAAAUUGCAUGCUUUUCAGUUUAACAGAGUACCCAAGUGGCCUAAAUGAACGCCUAAUGACACUCAGACUAAAUCUUGAGGGAAAUAAACAUGCCACAGUGAUCAGUGCUUAUGCUCCAACCCUUCUUGCAGAGGAUCAAACAAAAGAAUUAUUUUAUGCCGCUUUAGACACAGCUCUCACAGCUAUCCCAAAUGAAGACAAAGUAAUCCUUUUAGGUGACUUUAAUGCCAGAGUAGGACGAGACAGUGACAUCUGGAGAGGUACCAUUGGAAAAGAGGGUGUUGGCAAAAUUAAUGCAAAUGGAACACUCCUACUCUCGAAGUGUGUAGAACAUGAUCUGGUAGUAACUAAUACUCUUUUUAGGCAGAAAAUAAACUUAAAACCACCUGGCAAACAUCCAAGAUCUAAACAUUGGCAUCUCUUAGAUUACAUUAUAGUAAGAUCUCGUGAUCAAAAGGAUGUAUUGCUUACAAGAUCAGUGACAGGAUCCGAAGACUGCUGGACUGACCACCGCCUGGUAUACUCUUGUAUUAGGAUGAAGAUAUUGACUAAAAAGAGAAACGCGCAUGCACUAAAGCGACUGAAGUUCAACGUUGAUUCACUUAAGAACGACUCGAAUAAGCUUGAACUUCAGCGGUGUCUCGCUAAUAAACUAGAACAGGAAUAUCCACCCAAUAGUUGUUGA